AGUGAUCGCAUGAGACUGCAACAAAUUUAAGAACGGAUGAGACCAGAAACCAAGCUCUAAGAAUCAGUCUCACUUACAGAUCUUUUAUGUACUACAGACGGGAGACGAAUCACGUGAAAGAACAAGAUUCACUUUGCUUUUUUGCUGUUAGAUCAUCAGUCCAGAAAAUGAUCUGAAAUGAGUGCAAUUAACGCAAGACCGAACUCUACUGAAAAUGGCUAUGAAAACGUCAAUCGGGGCUGCUGUCGGAAGAUCCGCAACUUCAAGUUGUUCCGACGUCUCAGGUGCAAAAAGAAAGAGGCGACUGCCAGCUCAAAUGAUAGUAACGCCAAAACAACAGUAGUACACCACCUAAUAACACCCAACAUUGAAAUUUUGGACUCCAAUGUUGAGAUCCCGAAUGUCAGGACUCCAGUUAGUCUUCGGGGGGCUCGCAAACUUCCGAUUCGAAGGCAUGUCAGGUCUCGCUAUACGUUGAAAUCUCUGAGACCUUCGAUAGCGCCUCGUGAUUCAAAUCGGUCCAUGACUUACGAAUUAUCGGAACAUGUAUACAGCGAUGGAGCUUUUUACAACGAAAUUGAGGACAGUCGUGACAUAUCGGCGAGAAGAGUGAGCCACAGAGCGCACGUGUACGACACACCAGACGCAGAGAGACGACUGGCGGCACCCACUAACCAGAACAGUCGCGACGAAUAUAGCCAACGUGCGAUGCGGACGCUGGAGAAUGCAGUGAACAAUGAUGAUCUGAGAGCCAUCCCUUGGGAGUCAGCGGGAGAUCCAGGCAGGUACUACCUGAGGAGUCCCACGGACACCAUGUUCUACACCGUCAGAUCUGCCCCAACGGGAGGCGCUGGUAGUGACGACUAUUACGAGUCAGGUGGGGGAGAGGCCGACACGUAUGCUGCAAGACCAGGGGCCAACCACAUCUACUCUCAGAUUGUCAGGAACGGGGCCCCCAGACCCCCAAUCAGAUCCAGGUCUGCAAUGCUAGCCGAGACACCUUCAUUACCAGACAGGCCCUCAAUGUCAACCCCUCACUACUCAUCUCACUUGCACAACAGCAGUCAGCAGAUAUACGACGAACUGGACAAGUAUCCACUUCCUCCCCCUCAAAGUGCAGGGGGAGGGGGAGGGGGAGGGACAAUAGUAAACUACUGCCUCAACUCAACAGCAACGCCCUGCAGUUCGAACAACAACCUACCGAUCACCUUAGCUUCAAAUAACAAUCUCGCUGCGGCGACACAGAUUAAUAAACAUUUUAAUACGCCUUGUAGUGAGUCAUCAGUGGUGCAUCUGCAGAAGAAGGGCUUGGAUCUCAAUUGUGAGGGGGGAAGUGGUGCUGGGUUGCAGUGCACGAGUAAAAUAGAGAACUCGACGGGAGGGGAAAAUGUUCCUGACGCUCAAGGAGAUGUACCCGAGGAACACCAAAAUGCUGAUAGACCAACUUCUUCGGACGUUCCUCCGUUGCCCUUUGCAGAAGUAGACGAGGAGGAGGAAGAUGAGGAUCAAGAGCAGGAGUCUCAGAUGGAAGAAGUGCCGACACUGUCUGGAUCUGCAGGAGAGGGCAACUCUGCUCAUUAUGAAUAUGCAGAGCCAGUAGACGCCUGGUAUUAUCAGCGAGGUGGCAAUGGAGAUGGGACGGGAACUCUGACGAGUGAGAGUGACAGUCAGUACACGGAGGGAGGAGCCAUCAGGUACCAUGUCAUCACCAUGCGACCCAGACUAGGCUCAGACGGCGGCAGAAGUCUCGCCCGACAGCAAGACUACCAAGGUCGUUUUGGUCCAUAUAGUUGUGUGCAUCUUUACAUCAACGAGGAAGCCAUUCGAGCUCACGAAGACAACGCCCGACAUCUCUACAACGCCGUCAAUUCAUACAGGCCCAGAAUCCGCCAGCAUCCGGUACAACAGCAUAUUUACGACGAACCCCCCUUCGAAAGCCAGAGAUCACUCCCCCAGUUGCAGCUAGCUUCAACGGGUAAUUUACCUAAUGUAGUUCACCAUCACAGUGCAAUGUCACCUUUAAAUGAGAGCAGAAUAGGAAAAAGUGGGAAGGGUUCUGGGAGUCAUGGACCUGCGAGCUCGUUUUUGAAGUUCUUCUCACAUCUUCGAAAAAGUUCCAAGUCUAGUAAUAAACAUGCGAGUGAGGACCGAGGUAAUAAUCCAAUGGGUUUGAAUCUUGCAACGUCCUUAAGCAGUACUCACGUGCCUCCAACAUCGCCGCUUCCUGUUCCGCCUCUGGGUUCCCCGACAAGUGUGGGAUCCAGUCGUUUUGCGGGUUCCUGGGUCAACAGCAACCCCUCGAGCAGUUCCCUUCUGCCUCCGAACCCAUCUCCGGGAGUCGAACCUAGGACCUGUGAACAGCCUUAUUGUGAUAAUAACAAUAAUCUGUACGAGCUGCCGGAGCCAAACUUGCCAUCGCGAGGUCUUCCAGUUUUAAAUUUAAGACAUUCAACGAUUCCAAGUCAGAGGAUAAGUCAAGAUGUUAUGGAAUCGGAACACUAUUAUUCGGAAGUGCAGUAUUAUGAAAAUUCAGAAUCGAAUAACCCAACGAUACCAGCCACUCAUCGCAGCUUGUCCCAUCGUCGGAUAUAUUCGGAACCGAAUCCUAGACCGACGUCGAAUCGUGACUCGCUAGAUGCUGGCAAUGAAGAUGAAGAAAAUUUAAAUGACGACAACGAAGAUGUGAAGAGUAAUUCAUCGUGUGAGGCGACUUAUGAUAGACUGUUUGAGAGAAGAUUACCUCCUGUUGACAGAGGUGAGGUAGAUAUGAGAGCUAGUUGUCGGGAGGAGUUGCCGGGUAAGCUUCGCGUUGAUCUACCAAGCACAGAACGUGAAAAUGAAUACACCUGUGAUUACAAUUGCAACUCAGCCGACCAAAACGUCAUGAACAGCCUAAAUGACACAAUUUCAAUUCGAGCCAGAGUGUCAUCCUUAGCCAGUCACAUAUACCAGGAGAUCCCGGAAAACAACUGGAUACCUUGUGACGACAGUGCUUGCUCGACUCCUAGGCGCGGCAGGGUUUCGAUGGUAUCUGUUCAGAUCCAAGACAACGAAACAGCCCGAUUGGCAGCCAUAAAAACAAACGGAAUCUCAAAGCCACUGGACGAAAGACUCAAUACAUACAGGAGUCCAAAAGAUACAAGUGGUUUGAUGUCAUGUUCUAGUCAAAUGUCUCAAGUCGAUUCUACAAUGUCAAAAGUUUAUUGUUUAUCAAAUCAGUCGACGCACAGACACACAGUAUUGACGACUCCUAGAAACGUUGACGAAUCAAGGUCUAGAACGAACAGUUUUGUGACCUGUAGAGGAGGUGUUUGUGAUAGUUCGAUUUGUUCAAGUAGUGACUUAUCAUCAGCCACAAGAUUAGGAGCAUUAACCCCUAGAUACUUAGAGAAUUGUGAUAAUUGCACCCCUAGAACAGUUGCAAAUAAUAAUAGUGCAUGUGUAUCAAGUCGAACGGAAGAAUCAAGUUCGUACACACUAAGACCGCUGCCAUGUUUGAACAGUUUACGACCGACAAGGCCCGUUCGGGAAAAAUCACCUUCAGACCCUAACGACUUUCUAUAACGACAAUUUGACCCGCAAGAAAGAAAGUUCCCCGUACUUUUCGAUUUGACUGCGGGUUAAAAGAGGUCUUAAAUUCGGAAAAUGUUGAAAAUGAGUCCACGUUUAUCAAGUAUCACAGCUUUGAAAUAGCCAAAUAACUGAAACAACUUAAACUGUAGCUGUAUUUAAUUUAAUUUUUCACAAUUAGUCGAUUAUGAUAAAUAAAUAUACAUGCAAGCCAUUGCUUUGGUGUAGCUAAUAUUAAGACCGGACGCUGUAUAUUCAGUUGUCUUUUAAAUCACUUCAUGGAAAAUAUAUUAAUUAGCGUAAGUGAAACUACCAUUGAAAAAUUAAUAAAUGCAUAUUUUGAUGUUUUUCCUCCAUACAUAAAGCAUAGUUUAACCAGCUUUAUAACUUAACAUGGAGUUUCAGAGAAGUCCAAAUUUAGAUCAAAUCUAGAAAGUUUUUUAACAUGCGAAAA
Messenger RNA from Symsagittifera roscoffensis, 4024 nucleotides. RefSeq lists its product as uncharacterized. Lineage: Eukaryota; Metazoa; Xenacoelomorpha; Acoela; Convolutidae. The coding region runs from base 178 to 3564 and encodes 1128 amino acids. The transcript is spliced from 10 exons. The record is from RefSeq and is a predicted model, not a curated record.